Messenger RNA from Athene cunicularia (burrowing owl), 3624 nucleotides. RefSeq names its product mannosidase alpha class 2C member 1 (gene MAN2C1). NCBI's taxonomy places the organism in Eukaryota, Metazoa, Chordata, Aves, Strigiformes, Strigidae. The transcript has 25 exons. The coding region runs from base 1 to 3096 and encodes 1031 amino acids. Gene Ontology annotation, biological process: oligosaccharide catabolic process; mannose metabolic process. The record is from RefSeq and is a predicted model, not a curated record. Gene Ontology annotation, molecular function: carbohydrate binding; alpha-mannosidase activity.
AUGCUGGGGAAGCGGGGUGCUCCCUGUCCCCACCCCUGGGCUGCUCUCCACAGGGCUGGCCUUAUUAAUCGUGUCCUGGCCCCCUCCAACCGCAGGCUUUUUGGGGAUCGCUGUCCACCGAUAUCGCUCUCCUGUUUCCAGACUCCGCGGCGCAUCCCCUACAGCGAGGCCAUUGGGCAGGAAUUCAGACCAGCUAAAGUGGGAGACUCCUUUGGGCCCACGUGGGAGACGUGCUGGUUUAAGGUGGAGCUGAGCAUCCCCCCGGCAUGGGCAGGGCGGGAAGUGCACUUCGUCUGGGAGAGCGAUGGCGAGGGCAUGGUGUGGCGAGAUGCGCAGCCUGUCCAGGGUUUGACUAAGGAGGGUGAGAAGACCAGCUACAUCCUGACGCGCAGCAUGAAAGAGCCAGAGCCCCACAGUCUGACGCUGUAUGUGGAGCUGGCCUGCAAUGGUCUCUUUGGGGCUGGCAAGGGCAGUAUGAUUGCCCCUCCAGAUCCUGACAGGAGGUUCACACUGAGCAAGGCCGAGCUGGUUGUCUUCAACAGAGAUGUCUAUGAACUGCUGAUGGAUCUGGAAAUACUGCUGGACAUGGCCCAGCUCCUCGGGGAGGAAAAUCAGAGGAGUUUCCAGGCACUGUACACUGCCAACCAGAUGGUCAACGUGUGUGACGUUAUGGAUCCCUCCACCUUUCCUGCUGCCCGUGACCUGGCUGCAGCCAUCUUCAGCCAGAGGAACGGCGAGAGCCAGCACACCAUCCAUGCUGUGGGUCACUGCCACAUUGACUCUGCCUGGCUGUGGCCGUACGAGGAGACCAUCCGUAAGUGUGCUCGGAGCUGGGUCACGGUGGUCCGUCUGAUGGAGUGCAAUCCAGAACUCACCUUCGCCUGCUCCCAGGCACAGCAGUUCGAGUGGGUGAGGAGCUGGUACCCCGGGCUCUACGCGCAGGUUCAGGACUUCGUGGCGAAGGGGCAGUUCGUUCCUGUUGGAGGCACCUGGGUGGAGAUGGAUGGGAACCUGCCCAGCGGGGAGUCCAUGGUGCGGCAGUUCCUCCAGGGACAGCGGUUCUUCCAGGAGCAGUUUGGACGGAUCUGCUCGGAGUUCUGGCUGCCGGACACAUUUGGAUACUCAGCCCAGCUGCCCCAGCUGAUGCGUGGCUGUGGGAUCAGGCGGUUCCUCACACAGAAACUCAGCUGGAACUUGGUGAAUGCCUUCCCGCAUCACACCUUCUUCUGGGAAGGCAUUGAUGGUUCCCGAGUGCUGACCCAUUUCCCCCCCGGUGACUCCUAUGGGAUGCACGGGCGAGUGGAGGAGAUGCUGAAAACAGUGAAGAACAACAAGGACAAAGGACGUGUGAACCACAGCGCUUUCCUCUUUGGCUUUGGAGAUGGAGGAGGGGGCCCCACACAGAAAAUGCUGGACAGGAUGAAGAGAAUGACUGACACGGAUGGGCUGCCAAGGGUUCAGAUCUCCACUCCCGACCGACUCUUUUCUGCCCUGGAGAAGGAGUCAUCACAGCUGUGCACCUGGGUGGGAGAGCUCUUCCUCGAGCUGCACAACGGCACAUACACCACCCAGGCCCAGAUAAAGAAAGGGAAUCGGGAGUGCGAGCGAAUACUCCAUGAUGUCGAAGUACUCAGCACCUUGGCUGUGGCACGGGGUGGCGCGUUCCAGUAUCCUGCUAGCCAGCUGCAGCGGCUCUGGAGGUUGUUGCUGCUCAACCAAUUCCAUGAUGUUUUGCCAGGCAGCUGUAUUCAGCUGGUGGUUGAGGACGCCCUGCAAUACUACGCAGAGAUCCGCAGGGCUGGCGCUCGGCUGCAGGAGGAAGCUGUGCAGUCCUUAUGCAGGGAACUGCUGCAGCCCAAGGCAGGGAACACCGAGAGCACCCUGGUGUUGAACACUUUGCCUUGGGAACGGACCGAGGUGAUCUCCAGGACCGGGCCAGCCGGAACAGAGACUUUAGCUCUGGUGACAGUCCCCAGCAUGGGCUAUGCUGUGAGGGAGCCAUUGCUGCCCCCUCAGCCUGUGGCAGUGAGGAGGCAGGAGGACGGCUCCAUUGCCAUGGAGAAUGGGGUGAUUGCAGUCUGCCUGGACGUGAUGGGACGCCUGACCUCGCUUCGGCUGGUGGACUCCGAGAGAGAGUCAGUUCCAGGUGGCUGCUGUGCCAACCAGUUUGCGCUCUUUGAUGAUGUUCCCCUGUACUGGGAUGCCUGGGAUGUGAUGGAUUAUCACCUGGAAACCAGGAAGCCAGUGACAACGCUGCUGAAGCCUCUGGAGAUCACCCUAGCUGGGGGCCUGCGGGGAAGCGCAAGCUUCUCUCUGCAGAUCGGGGAAAGCAGCACCUUAACCCAGGAGAUCAUCCUGGAUGCCACGUGCCCGUACCUCCGCUUCCUCACCCAGGUUGAGUGGAAGGAGGCUCACAAGUUCCUGAAGGUGGAGUUCCCUGUGCAGGUCCGGAGCACCAACGCCACCUACGAGAUCCAGUUUGGACACCUGCAGCGGCCAACGCACUGGAACACGUCCUGGGACUGGGCUCGAUUCGAGGUGUGGGCUCACAAGUGGCUGGAUCUCUCCGAGCACGGCUUUGGGGUGGCACUGCUGAACGACUGCAAAUAUGGGGCAUCAGCCCAUGGGAACAUCCUCAGCCUCUCACUGCUGAGAGCACCCAAGUCCCCCGAUGCCAUGGCAGACAUCACGCACCACCAGUUUACCUACGCCGUGAUGCCUCACCUGGGUUCCUUCCAGGACGCCGGUGUGAUCCAGUGUGCCUAUAACUUGAACUUCCCCCUCCACGUGGUCCCGGCCAGCUCUGCACGGUGCCCGCCCUGGAGCGCCUUCUCCGUCAGCUCCCCUGCAGUUGUGCUGGAGACUGUCAAGCAGGCCGAGGACAGACCCGAAGCCGUGGUGGUUCGGCUGUACGAGGCGCACGGCAGCACGCUUGUCGCCUGGCUCCAGACCUCCCUCCCCGUUCAGGAGGCGGUGCUCUGCGACCUCCUGGAGCGGCCGGCUGCCCAGGGCCGCCUGCCGCUGGAGCAGCGGGGCCUGAGGCUUUCCUUCACACCCUUCCGUGUGCUCUCCAUCCUCUUGGUCUUGAGGCAGUGACACUGUCCGCUGCCCUUCCUGAUGCCGCAGCAACCUGGACCAACAUUGACCUCCAGUCGCAGUCUGAGGCUUCCCCCGUCCCCAGAGCUGUGCAAGGACGUGGCGGUGCCAGGGAAGGGCAGUCUCCCUCUUUUCUCCCCACCCAGCCAUCAGAGCAGCACUAGAGAAAACCACGUUCUUCAGGAAAGGAGCAGAGUUUCCCCCUGCCUGGCCAGGGCAGGAGGGCCCGGUGAGUUCCCAGCUAGCUGAAGCAUGGGGCAGGUUGAGGGACAGGCUGGCUGGCCCUGCACGAGCUCUGCUCCAGCACAGGGGGAUUUGGGGAGCAGCAGCUUUCCUCCGUGGCUCCUGUGUCUCAUCCAGACCCUAGCAACGAGUGUACACACACUACAGUCACUCCCCUCUCCCCUCGCUUGCCUCUUGCACUGCCCUGGAAGAAGGGGAACACAAGUAAAGGAGAAUUAUGGAAAACAAGCUCCAACCUGUUUUCUUAUGGCCAGAUAAGAUUACUGAUCUGCUUCCCCCCAGGGG